Molecule: messenger RNA, 786 nt
Organism: Cajanus cajan (pigeon pea)
Lineage: Eukaryota; Viridiplantae; Streptophyta; Magnoliopsida; Fabales; Fabaceae
Product: Ribosomal protein L22p/L17e family protein
Biological process (GO): cytoplasmic translation
Cellular component (GO): cytosolic large ribosomal subunit; ribosome
Molecular function (GO): structural constituent of ribosome
Source: RefSeq, a predicted model, not a curated record
GUUUUAAACCCUGCUAUAUAAACUCCGCGAACCCUUGUUCCAUAGUUGCCGAGAGCCAUUGUUUGUUGAAGGUGCCCAAUUAAGCCGCAAUGGUGAAGUAUUCAAGGGAACCUGACAAUCCCACCAAGUCUUGCAAGGCUAGAGGCGCCGACCUUAGGGUUCAUUUCAAGAACACUAGGGAAACUGCCUUUGCAAUCAGGAAGCUGCCCUUGGUUAAGGCUAAAAGAUACUUGGAAGAUGUUCUUGCACAUAAACAGGCCAUUCCAUUCAGACGUUUCUGCCGUGGCGUUGGAAGGACAGCCCAAGCUAAGAAUAGACACUCUAAUGGCCAAGGACGGUGGCCAGUUAAAUCAGCGAAAUUCAUCCUCGAUUUGCUUAAGAAUGCUGAGAGCAAUGCUGAAGUGAAAGGUUUGGAUGUUGAUGCGCUGUACAUUUCUCACAUUCAAGUCAAUCAAGCACAGAAGCAAAGACGCCGAACAUACCGAGCCCAUGGAAGAAUCAAUCCUUAUAUGUCAUCUCCAUGCCACAUAGAGUUGAUAUUAUCUGAAAAGGAAGAACCUGUCAAGAAGGAGCCCGAGACUAAGUUGACAACAAGCAAGAAGUCCCAAGCUCUCCGAAGUGGUGCUUCGUCUUAAGUUUCUACUUAAUUGUUUGAGGCACAAUAUUCCUAGAUAAUCUCAAGAGAUUUUUGUUUAUUUUAUUUUCCUGUUAUUGUUUGGAACAAGUUUCAUACUGUGUUUCGAAUUAAUUUGAGUUAAUUGGAAUAUUUUAUUUAGUCUUUUUGGA